ACGCACGCACGCACGCGCGCAAUCGAAUCGGUUAGGCUCGGCGGACAGUGAGAGCGAGAGCGAGGUGGCUGAGCGACUGCUCGCGACACUUCGGGACUUUUCGCCAUCUCUUCGCGCGCGCUACGAUCGCCCGUUGUGGCGGCAUACGUUCGUUCGUCGCGUAUACGUGCGCGUGUCUCGCUCUCGCCGUGUUCCCUGCCGUCUGUCUCACGUCGUCGCGCGUGACUUUCAACGUUCCGCGCGUUCCUCGUGAGAGAUCCGUGUGCUCCGGUCCAGCGAGACGCAAAAGCCCCUAGCCAAGGGUACAGCCGUGCACGUAAUACUCGCACGUCUCCGCGUUUCGCUGUUUCGACUCCUCUUCUCACUUUCCUCUUGUGCGCGUACCGAGGGUGAAACCGAAACAUGUCCUCUCUGAAGGACGAUAAAGCACCGUGCGCCCGGCUCUGCCACAUCGUCAAGUGGGACGACUUCCCCGGCUACGGUUUCAAUCUGCACGCGCAGAAAGGCAAGAACGGCCAGUUCAUCGGCAAGGUAGACGACGGCUCGCCGAGCCAGGCUGCCGGCCUUUGCCAGGGCGACCGUAUAAUCGAGGUGAACGAGAUCGACAUCGCGAACGAGACCCACAAUCAGGUGGUCGAGCGCAUCAAGGCGUUCGCCAACGAGACGAAGUUGCUGGUGGUCGACCAAGAGGCCGACGAUUACUUCAGGGAGAACAACAUCGUUAUCAAGGGCACCAUGCAGAACAUCAAGGUGAUCAAGACGCCGGAGAGGAAUCCGAACAGCGUGGAACACGAGGAUCGUUCAGACGGCAGUAACUGCUCCGUUGACGAGAACACACAGAAGUCCAUCGGCUCCAACGACUCGGUGCACAGCGACAGCACUACCGCGGCGCAGACGACGACGGCGAUGACGACGAGCAACGACAGCAACAGCGAUAACAACGAGACCAGCAUGCGGGAGAACGGCAACGGCGUGAGGAACAACGACGUGGGCCACGUGCACGGUACGGGUAACGGCAGCGUGGGCGGCGCGAACAGCGAGCCCCGGCAGGGCUUGAACCUGAAGAUGAGCGCGAAGGAGCUCAGAGCCCAGCUGGCGGCACGCAAGAAGUACGACCCGAAGAAGGAAUCGAUCGGCUUCAAGGACAAAUUCGACAUCGUGCAGAAACUGUAGACAGCAUAAUAGCCCUGUCCAUCUACCUGUCUGCCUGUCUGUCCGUAACCCGAACGAUUCUCUUCAUUCCUUUCCUUCUCGCCGUCCUUGUUGCCGUUGUCAUCGCUCGUCGUCGUUGUCCUCAUCGGACACAACGACGAUCGCUCCUUCCUUACACGUAACGUAACGCAACGCAUCGUUGCGACCGAUCAAAUUCGUUGUUGUACGAGACGCACAAUACACACACACACACACACACACACACACACACGCAUGCACACACACUCCGUCUACGCACGUCGUGAUCGUCGUGAUCGACGUCGAUAUCGUAAACGCUCGUCCAUUGAUUCACAGCGAUAGAGAAGGCUGAGCGGAUUAGAUUUAUAGAUUAGUAGGUUGCGAGAGAAAAAAGAGAGACGACGUGAUGCGGGUGCGCAGGUACACGUUGCUCACUUUCGGCCUUACCGUUCGCACGGGUCUUACGUGUCAUGCAAUUUCGAUCCCAUCCGCGCCGGAUAUUACGGCGGAUUUCGAGUCACCGAAUUUAUAUCAUUUAUCGACGUUUAAUAUAGGAACUGUCACGAGGUAGAUUAUUUUCUGUUUGUUUUUCUCUUCGAGAAUUACGUGGUCCCCGGUUUUAUCACGAAUUGUUUUUCUUUUUUCUUUUUUUUUCUUUUUUUUUUUCAAGUAUCCAUAAUAUUUUCUCCCGGGGCAACAAUUUAGUUUUAGUUUCAAAAUGUUCUUCCUGCUGUAAAUAAUUAGGGCACUUCCUACAUACAUGUUGGCGCGCGCGCACACACACACACACACACACAUACACGUGGUUAGUGAGUCAUUAAAUCGAAAUCUUUCGACUUGAUUACCUAUAGUGCCGGCACGGCUGAGCCCCUAAGCAUCGUCCGUUAAAUUCGGGAGAUCCGUUUGCCGUUUCUUCCCACGACUUUCUCCGGCGAGAAUUUAUCGCCGCGUUCUCUGAUGUAGUAAUCAUCCGCGAAUGUUACGUCGAUCGUGCGGAUUCGUCGCGCGCGAAAGAAAGACGUCCCGAAUUCUCAGCCACAAAAUUCCAGAACCAAUUGGACAUUCGAAUUGUAUAGCGUCCGAAUGCGAGAGUAUAUUGCGCGUGUAAUGAAUUGCAGUGAUUUUUGUUAAUUCAGCCGCCGUCGAUAUAAAUUAAGAAACGUACGAGACGUGUCUCUAUAAGGAAUCUUAAAGAAACGCUAAACGAGCGAGCGCUCGUGAAUCCGAAGGCGUAAGCUUUGAUUCUCGCGCGAAUGUUAAUCGGCCGAUUAAUUCGUCGCGAUUUAUCGAGUUCUGCUUUUGAACAAGGCUGUGUAUAAUAGGAUUAACGCGAUUGCCGGGGGGCGCUUUUGAUGUCGACACGCGAGGAAUUUAACGCGCGAGGUCUCUCGAUAAUCUUGCGCGAAGCGUAGAAAAUGUUCGCGCGACCGAGCGCGGCUCGCCGUUGCGAAACAUCGCGUCAAUUUCGACUGCAUUCGGCGAGACCACAGUUCGUGCUCGUGCCUUGAGAACUCGCAAGGACGGACGUUCCUCGUGUGUGCUGCAAUGGUCCUAAGAAGUCGCCUGCACGGUACAAGGACGUGCGCGUCGAUGCGGGAGAAAGUACAGUGUCGUCGAGCGAAGUUUGUUAAUCUCUCCGUUGUCGAAUUCGGAAGGCGAGGCGCUUUUGCGGUUGUGCGUAGCAAAUCGGAUUCGCGCAAAAAUCAGACUGACUUCGCGGACUGCAAUAACUAAUAAUAACUAAUAAUCGUUGCUCGGUGUCUGACCGUGCAAUUGAAGCAUUGAAAUUGAUAUCGAUGCGAAAAAAAAUUUUUUAAUUUUUUUUCACGUUGGUCGAGACAAUUUUGCUGUGCUUAAUGGUUUAUCGUAGCCACGAUCGAAAUCAAUAAUUAUGGUGGUUAAUAUAAUAUGUUUUUAAGUAAUAUUGUGACAUAGAUCAAUGUACGAUAUCGGUGCGAGUUGCUUGAUCGAAUUGUAGGAUUCUUUCAUCAUAUUUCUCAAGCUUCAUCGCGUUUUUAGCGCUUCGAUCUGACGAUAAGAUCGAAGAACGAUUCUAUUUGGAACGUGAUUUUCGUUUCCUUUCGACGCGGCGAUUCGAGAGAUAACGCGAAUCUCUAUCGCUUGUUUGUUGAUAAGCGACAUCGAAUAAUCGGCAAACGCUUUAAUCUACGUAACAUUAGCGAGUCAUUAAGCGGAUUGCUGUUGACAAUUGUCAUUAUGACGCAUUAUCAUCCGGUUACUUCAGAUGAGAUUUAAAUUUCAAAGUUGUCUCAUUUGCGUUGCGUCAUUCGCCGAUGCAAUCGUUCGUACAUACGAUGCGACGGAGACGCAUUUCUUGUCGAUGCAUUUUCACUUUACUACUUUGCGGGAAAGUCUAGUUUUCCUCGUCUCGCGACGGUGUCGUAAUUAUCGGCACUUUUACAUUCACAUUCCAAGAAUUAAAGAAAAUAAAGCAGCGAGAAACGCGACCUUCGGUGCGCACAACAUGAGAAGAGAGUUGAAGAGCAAUUUUUGAUAAGAAGGAAACAUAUCGCUUGGUUCGUCUCUUCGGACACGCGAUUUUCUCGGGCCUCUCCAUCUCGUACUGUUCCUCGUCUCUGCAUUUCUUUUUGUUGUAACAUCCGGUUAACAACUGCCAUGGUCGUUGAUUGUGGCACGCUUCAUGGGAAAACGCGCGCGCUAACGUCCUUCGAAUUACUUUUAUAUGUCGUUUGAUGUAUUCCUCAUUCAUUGUAUUGCGUGACGCGCCGUGAGAGAAAGACACGGCAAAAGAACCAGAAAAUCGAAAGAAAGAAAGAUCAGUAAUUAACGUUGAUGCGAGUUGACAAUUGAAUACGCGCGACGCGAGCAUAAUCUUAAUGACUCAACUUUGUCGAAAGAACUAACCGACUUUAAGGCGACACAUACCACAGGACGUCCGCGAAUUGUGUUUCUGGUAUCACACGCGACAUUUAAAAUCUCAUCGGGGCGAGUAAUCUAUAAAUAGAGAAAGGCUCCAAAUGGCUGUAAAUUAAGAAAGGCAUAUGCGACUUCCUCGAAAGUUACUCAACGUAUGCGAGGUGCUUCUGUUCUAAACGAAACGAGAUUAAUUAAACAGCGGCUUCCACGGCCGGAUAACGAAUAUUAUCAGAGUGACGAUAAGCGGAUAUGGUAUAAACAGGUACACUCGGCUGAAAUUUAUAAGUCGCGCUGUGCGCUGCGCGUUCGAUAACCGGCCGAACACGUUGCGUAAUCGACAGGAAUGUCGCGUUUACAAUGACAAGACAGAGAGAGAGAAAGAGAGAGAGAGAGAGAGAGAGAGAGAGAGGGAGAGAGAGAGAGAGAGAGAGACCGCCUUUCAGGAUUCCACCUUUGCCUACUCGGCGUGUCGCCGAGAGUCGCGGAAAAGUUAGGUACGCAACGAUUCGUUGCUAAAUAUUACGACGACGCGGUUGCGUAACCUUCAAUCAUUGCUGCUCGUCGUCGUCGUCAUCAUUGUCACGCGUUUACCUGUUUGGCUCAAGGUGCGCAAGCGUCACAUUCCCGAGAUACUGUGUCUUUUUCCAUAAAUCUGUAUUCCAGCAAGCGAGCGAGCGAGCGAACGAUGCGUCGUUAUCAACCGAAUUAAUUCUAGUGAUAUGGAGUUACUUGCAGUUUUUAUCGAGAAACAGAAGGAGCAUCUUCGUGCGCCUAUUGCUAUUCGAGGUUUUGCUUUGCGAGGUUAUAUUUUGCAGCGAAUUUCUGAAUUUUUUUUUUUAGAUUUUUGGCUUUUCACGACUGUUCUUUCCUUUAUUCUUUUAAUUACCUUUAUCUUUUAAUGAAGUAAAUAAGUUUUGUCGUAUGUGUACUUGAGCUGUUGGUAAUAGGAAAAUGCGAAGAGUGCUCUUCUCCUUGGCAACGUCAAGAUAUUCUCUCGCUAGUGAAUGAGAAACCGAACCAAUCAGAAUUCGUAGGAGGAUCGACUUCAGGCUCCUGAAAAAAGUGUCAUUAAGAACUCAUCCGGUAUUGCGAUGAGGCAUCUUGUUUGCGAGAUACGUUGAUUCAUAGUUCUCGCGCAACGUGCGUUAAAUUAUCACGAUACGUCGAUUUACGUUCCUUCGCUACGAUAAAAAGAGAGGGAGAAAGAAGUUACCAGGAAUACCUGGAAAUGUUUGUUGCGUCCAGGCUGAUUAAUCAUCGGCAAUUUGUCGUCGAUCUCUGUGUAAACGUGAAUCGGCGCACUUUAGGAAUUAAGUGGCGUUACCAAGUGCAACCGAGUUUACAACGUCGUUAAUGUCGCGUAUCAUUCAGACGGAACACAAUGCUCCUCAUUGCAGCGGCAAUUUACUUUUGUGUCACCGUUACGCGAGUACGAGAGCGCUCCUCGCGCCUUUUCUUCCGACGAAACUACGAUAUAAACGGAGAAGGCGAGUCAGAGAGAGAGAGAGAGAGAGAGAGAGAGAGAGAGAGAGAGAGAGAGAGAGAGAGAAAGAGAGUAUCCGAGCGGUAAUUUAUCAUGAAAAUAGCGACCGUAAGAGCAGCUAUCAGCGUCAAAAGCCGCCUCCCCCUGCGCACGCGUGCUCACAGUAUUAUGUGCUAAUUACAUUUGGAGCGCGUACACCGUUAUGUCACUUCGCGGCUGAUUUGAAGUGAAAGUAUAACGAGGCAGCGAUCGCGAGACGCGAACUUCUACUAUCGUUGCGGAACGGGCUCGGCUCGAAAGAAUGAAAAUACCGCGUUUACGCACUGGCAAUGGCGCGAUAUACAUGUCCGAGACCGAGACUGAUCGUUCGGAAAUUGGUGAUAACGGCGACGGCAAAUUAAGCGAUCUCGCGUCGAAGAAAUUGCCUCGUUCUAAUGAAUGUGCGAUUGAACAAACAAAACAGAAGAAAAGGAGGAACGUUGUUGAGCGAUGACCGAGUAACUCGGAAUGGCAAUUUAAGCAGGAGCAAUCGCGACCAGAUCGAACUACAUGUUGGUGACGGUGCGCAGCGUUUCGCUUCGAACAAAAAAACGUAGGAAUUGAGCGAAACAAUCGAGGCGAAAUAUCGCUCAUUAGAUAAAUCGUAUCAGGGAAAUCGCGAGAUGAGAUCCGCUGAUCUUUUUGUUAUCUGCGAAGCGCAUCACGGCUUGUAAGAUCGUCGUGUUACCGGCAGCAGUCGAGGGAGAAAGAGAGAGAGACGUCGUUCGUAUUUCCCGAUUCUUUUUUCUCCUGAUAAAUGCCAAGAACCAAUUAUACAAUUGUAAAAAAGAAAGUUCUCUCCUCGACGUGCGUUCGUAUACGUCGUUCUAAUUAAGAUUAAGCGGUCAUCGGCGGACAGGACAGUGUGACGGAAUACCGAAGCAACGCGCUAUUGCGGCACCUGGUACAAUCAAUUCACGAGCUUGUUAGUUUUCGACGAUUAAUCUCCCGUAGUGCGAGCAUUCGAACACACCGAGGUGCCUCGGUAUUUUUCCGCGUUAUCGCCGCGGAUAGGCUCAGAGAGGAAAGCGGUCUUGUCUAAUAAUAUUUCAGAGGCGACGACGUCACAGUAGCGCAAAUGCACCAGCGAUGAAAAAUACCAGCGCAAUGAAAGGAUUUACAUGACGCAAGUGAAAUCGCCGUUGUGCCGUAACGAUAUCUCUGCAGUCGUGUGCUCGCAUAUAUUUAAAAGUCCGGGGCGUUGUGUAGCGGUCGCGCUGUGAUAACUCGAGAAUUAUCGGGCGCCGAUAAUGCGAUACGCUCGUUCAGCCAGCGGCGCGUGCCUCCGGCUCUGAGGAAACUGAGAUGAAAAUUAAGGAAUAAGAAUAAGAAAAGAAGGCAAGAUCCAGCACGUAAGGAACGUGGUAGUAAAGGAACAAGUCAUUAGGAACCGUGAAUUGAAAAUUACGGAUUGAUGGGACAGCGACGAAUAUCGCGUUUGACGAAAUUUUUCAGACUGGAAUUAUGCCGCGCUCGCAAAACGUGCGAGUCGCGUGAUUAAGAUCAGCGAAAAACAAUGAAUAGUGUGUGUGUGUCGUUAGUGCGCAACAUUUAGAGAAGCCUGGGUUUCGAAUUAUCGCGAUGCCCACCGCUCCUCAUCCGUUUGCGACGAGCGCGGACAUAUGUGAGUUCUCUUUAUCUUUCCUUUGCCCUUCUUCUUCCUUUUUCCUCCCUGAAUGUUCUUGUUUUCGUCGUGGACGACCUUGGAAGAGCUCUAAUAGUUAUACCGGCUUCUGUAAAUAUUAGACUUUCGUGCAUCGGGGUUGGUGCAACGAUCAGACGGCAGGAGGGAAUGCCUUAUGAUAAUCAUCGCUGCAAACGAGAGCGAGAAUUUCCCUGCAAUGGGAUGCGUAUCGUUAAUUAUAAUUAACGACAUGAAGUGAACGCGCCUCUUGCGGUAAAAAAAAAAGAAAAAAGAAAAAGAAACUAAGAUAUCUUACGAAGAUGUUGCGGUAGUUUUAAUCUUUAAAAAUAAAUUUCUCGAUAGAUGUUGUUUUUCUUUUCUUUAUGAGAUCUCUAUGAUUUAUUAAUUUGUUGUUGUUAGGUAGAAUAGCUAGAUUCUAUAUAUUUGAACGCUCAUUUGAUGUAGACUAUUGUUUUCUGAAAAUAUUAUUUUUUUUUUAUUUUUGCGAUAUUUUUCGAGAGGAAAGGGACUGUAGGAUCAUAUCGUUUAAUAUGUCUUUACACGUAUCUUCUUCGCGUAAUAUUCUUAAUUCUAAGACGAUAUAUAAACACACGAUUUAGAUGAAUAUAUAUACAAUAUCGGUGUUAUUGUUGAUCUUGUAACGUCGAUAGAAUCGUAUCGAAUACCGUUAUCUUAUCUGUGUUUGUCAUCUAACAUUUAUGAGCGACGAUAAUAUUUUUUUGCCAGAUGCUCUAUAAAAUUCAGAGAUGUUUUCCGACGUGAUUUUCCCGAGUUCUCUAGACGAGAUCGCAGAUUGAGCCGGAUCCUUUGCCGAUCUAAUCGUUGCAGCAAACUCUUGGAAUGUAUAUAACCACGCGCACGUAUACAUACGCACAAUUAAAAUAAGAGCCAAGUACACAUGUUACGAUCUUCGCACACGUCCAACAUUAUUAUGUAAGCGUAACUUUAAGCAUUACGUUUGACGGUAAGAUUUAGUUAUGUGUUACUCAUCAAAUUAUACACGUAUUUACGUACAUGUGUAAAAAGAAGUAUACUUAA
Harpegnathos saltator (Jerdon's jumping ant) is the source of this 8273-nucleotide messenger RNA. RefSeq names its product Na(+)/H(+) exchange regulatory cofactor NHE-RF1. Gene Ontology annotation, biological process: protein localization to plasma membrane. The coding region runs from base 403 to 1173 and encodes 256 amino acids. The transcript is spliced from 2 exons. Gene Ontology annotation, molecular function: protein binding; protein-membrane adaptor activity. The record is from RefSeq and is a predicted model, not a curated record. Lineage: Eukaryota; Metazoa; Arthropoda; Insecta; Hymenoptera; Formicidae. Gene Ontology annotation, cellular component: apical plasma membrane.